GGCAAACUUAGUUAAACAUUGGAUUAAAGGUUGACCGCAAGGUUAAAGGCGUAGCUCAUCUGUUCUUUCUUUUAUUCUUCUUCUGUUCAAGGCGGAGAUUGGAUUUGUUGGAACACACACGAGAAAAGGGCGGGGGAAUCGUCGAACUCCAAUCGCGAAACCCCGAAAAGUGAAAGGGCUUCCAUCAGAUCCCAUCCAUUUUGCUGCCAAAAUCAUCUAACUUCCUUCGAAAUCAGAAAAGAAUGUCUUCCACGUUCAGCGGCGAUGAAACGGCGCCAUUCUUCGGCUUCCUUGGCGCUGCAGCUGCCUUGGUCUUCUCCUGUAUGGGGGCUGCAUACGGGACGGCUAAGAGCGGGGUGGGAGUGGCGUCGAUGGGAGUGAUGAGGCCGGAGCUAGUGAUGAAGUCGAUUGUGCCGGUCGUCAUGGCUGGUGUGUUGGGGAUCUAUGGAUUGAUUAUUGCCGUGAUCAUCAGUACAGGGAUCAACCCCAAAGCCAAAUCUUAUUACCUUUUUGACGGCUACGCGCAUCUGUCUUCUGGUCUCGCUUGCGGCCUCGCUGGCUUAUCUGCCGGUAUGGCUAUUGGAAUCGUCGGUGAUGCUGGUGUUAGAGCCAAUGCUCAGCAGCCAAAACUUUUUGUUGGGAUGAUCCUCAUCCUCAUCUUUGCUGAAGCUCUCGCUCUCUAUGGCCUCAUUGUCGGCAUUAUCCUCUCUUCUCGAGCUGGCCAGUCCAGAGCAGAUUAAGCGGGGCAUUCUGGUGGUUUGUUGGUUCUUGUUAAGAAUCAUUUUGUUGUUCUGUGGUUAGAAAUCGUAAUUUAGGUGAGGGAACGCCUUCUCAAUUAAAUUGAUGGUUUCUAUCUAGGAUAUAGAUUAGCUCUCAGUUCUCUCUUUAUAUAGUGCUGUCUCGUCUUUUGCUGGAUGUUGGGUCUCACAAAUAUCAGUUUGAAUUUGUUCAGAAUCAUUUACAGAUACCUUGAUAAAAGUAAUUUUUUUGUUC
Diospyros lotus (date-plum) is the source of this 993-nucleotide messenger RNA. RefSeq names its product V-type proton ATPase 16 kDa proteolipid subunit. Gene Ontology annotation, cellular component: proton-transporting V-type ATPase, V0 domain. The record is from RefSeq and is a predicted model, not a curated record. The transcript has 3 exons. NCBI's taxonomy places the organism in Eukaryota, Viridiplantae, Streptophyta, Magnoliopsida, Ericales, Ebenaceae. Gene Ontology annotation, molecular function: proton-transporting ATPase activity, rotational mechanism. The coding region runs from base 243 to 740 and encodes 165 amino acids. Gene Ontology annotation, biological process: proton transmembrane transport.